Messenger RNA from Cucurbita moschata (crookneck pumpkin), 1177 nucleotides. Its product is annotated as peroxidase N1-like. Gene Ontology annotation, cellular component: plasmodesma; plant-type cell wall. Gene Ontology annotation, biological process: response to oxidative stress; hydrogen peroxide catabolic process. The record is from RefSeq and is a predicted model, not a curated record. The transcript has 3 exons. Lineage: Eukaryota; Viridiplantae; Streptophyta; Magnoliopsida; Cucurbitales; Cucurbitaceae. Gene Ontology annotation, molecular function: heme binding; peroxidase activity. Bases 57 to 1055 code for a protein of 332 amino acids.
UUUCUUCAUCAACCAAAGAACCCGACUAUCCCAUUUCUCAUUCAUUGUCAUUCUUAAUGGGGAAACGAAUUCAUUUCAUCCCAAUUCUUGUUUUAAUUGCUUUCGUGUCGUUGGUUGGCUCGAUGGCUGCAACCCUAGUUCCAAGCCGAGGUACGCAUGUCGGGUUCUACUCGACGACAUGCCCACAAGUCGAGGCUAUUGUUAGAGCAACUGUGAAGUCUCAUUUUCAAUUAGAUCCAACGGUGGCUCCUGGGUUAUUGAGAAUGCACUUCCACGACUGCUUUGUACGAGGAUGUGAUGCUUCUGUGCUCCUUGUCGGUCCGAGAACCGAGAGAGCAGCACCGCCCAACCUCUCUUUAAAUGGGUUUGAGGUUAUUAACGAUGCUAAAUCUCGCCUCGAACGUGCUUGUCCUGGUGUUGUCUCUUGUGCUGAUAUUCUUGCCCUAGCUGCUCGUGACUCGGUGGUUUUGACAAAAGGAGUGAGUUGGGGAGUGCCGACAGGACGUAGAGAUGGAAGGGUUUCGUUGGCUUUGGAGGCUAACAAUGCUCUACCUAAGGUCAAUGAUACCAUUCAAACUCAAAGGAAGUUAUUUAAGAGCAAAGGUCUCAAUAUUCAAGAUCUUGUCACUCUAGUUGGUGCACAUACGAUUGGAACCACCGCAUGUAGCGUUUUCAAAUAUAGGCUCUACAAUUUCAGCACCACAAGGAAUGGUGCAGAUCCAGCCAUGAACCCAUCCUUUGUUCAUCAGCUACGAACACUUUGCCCCAAAAAUGGAGAAGGCUCACCCAAUAUUGGACUCGACAUAAGCACUCCCAACCAAUUUGACACAUCUUUCUUCUCAAACUUGAGGAAUGGGCGUGGGGUCUUGGAGUCUGAUCAGAAGCUGUGGAACGAUCCCUCGACUCGGGCUUUCGUUCGACGUUUCUUGCUCAAAGGUUCGUUGGGUUUGAACUUCGACCUCGAGUUUGGGAAAUCUAUGGUUAAGAUGAGCAACAUUGGAGUCAAGACGGGAACUCGAGGUGAAAUUCGGAAGAUUUGCACUAUGGUUAACUAGUGUUUCUUAUGCCAUAUGUGUUUUGGGUUUGUUGUCUUCAUUGUUUUUGGUAUUUAUUGGUAUAGAUUUGUAAAUUAAGGUUUUUUAUUUUUUUGUCGAAUAAAGGUAAGUAGUGAAGUUUU